Messenger RNA from Bombus pascuorum, 2791 nucleotides. RefSeq lists its product as uncharacterized. The record is from RefSeq and is a predicted model, not a curated record. Gene Ontology annotation, molecular function: protein binding. Lineage: Eukaryota; Metazoa; Arthropoda; Insecta; Hymenoptera; Apidae. The coding region runs from base 1212 to 2717 and encodes 501 amino acids. The transcript is spliced from 9 exons.
CUGAUUUUCAAUAACCUGUCGCGAUACCACAAUCCCUUGCUUAUCCCAUGGACCUUGACUGUUAGCCAGAUCGUUGCAGGGGACAUAUAUGACAUUUUAAACUUCUUUAUCGACCGUGCAGCCGGAGGCAAAAUCCAGCACGUGGGGACCCCUUUCGGUCCCCCGAAGCGAAGCGUGCCCGAAGGGCCUUGCGUGAUUCGCGCAAAGCAUGGAAAGCAAAGCGACCAUUUCGAUUCAGGAUGGAACUGCGGUGUGCCGGGGCCUACUCUGAGGCCUGGUAGGUAGGCAAGUCGGCACGGAUGGCUGGCUGGCUUGCUUGGAGGAGUUGCAGGAGAGUGCCAUGGUAGAGGGGCUUCCCUGGCUGCUGCCGCUUGCGGGCACGAACCGCGCUACCGCCGUCAGCAGGCAGUCUUAUUACGCCCGCACUCAACUACGCGAACUAAGUACUCUUCUUAGGCCGGCCACACAUCGAAUAACAAUCGCGUGGUCUAGCUUACGCGUGAAUUCGGUUCAUACAUCAAACGGUGUUCGUUCUCCAUUGAAAAUCUUGGAUCUUUUCUAUAUCUCUUGGCGUACAACAUUUUUUGUAUGUUCGAUCCAGCGGUUCGGUUCCAGCGACGACUCUCAUUUUCGAAUCGACGAAAAUAAUUUUAAAAUCAGUUAGCGAAUCGAGUCGGGAGGCGGCGAGAAACCCUCGAGUUCGAUUAAUCGGCGAGGACCUGCUGCCCGGUCAGAGGUCGCCGCGGCGAAUCGAACGUGCAUUAUUUUGCUACUCUCGAUCGUUGACGUGCACGGAGAUGUGGUGGUCAGUGUGAAGACUGCUUAAUAGCGAGGAACAUGUGCAACCACGGAAUAGUGGCGAAGCUGAUGUUGCCGGGGCACGAGCUACACUGUGACCACUCUGUUCUCGACGAACCCUGACCGAUUCCACCAGUUCGUUUCACCAGCUGACUGGGACUGAAAACACGCUGCGGUGAACGCGUACGUUUGAAUAUUCGUACGGUCGAAUUCGUGAGACGCGCGCGUUCGGAGAAAUCGGUAAAAGUGUCGCCUUGAGUUAACGCGUAUGGUGUAUAGACCGAGUUUCUUUAAGAAGAAGCGGUGUGUUCACAAAAUUAUACGUUUUCACGUACAUUCGGUACGCUAUGAACAUCAACGUUCCUGGAUGUAACGGGUGGUUCGCAAGUAGACGAUCAGCGACAAACUAGAGGAUGUUCGCCAGGCUCUGCAGGCAGGCUCCAAAUGGGGACCUGAAGAGGCGACACUCUUGGAGCAGUGAGGUCGACUACCAGCCGGCGGAAACGGAAGCCGUAGCGACACCGGGAGGAGAUCCCGCUGCCCCAUCCUCGGACGAGGAGGACAGAGGCUCGUACAAGGAACAUGGCUGUUCGGUGCAGACGGUGGACCUGGUGGCGGACUGUCCUUUACAGGUAGUGACACCCUCGUCGAGGUCGCCGUCACCGCCCAGAUCGCCGACGCCCGCGACGCCCUCGACGCCCUUCGUACCUCCGAGGAGCAUGGGGCAACGGCCAAGCACCCUGUUGCGCCCCAAAAUCUCUUUGACCUGGGUGCUACGCGGGCAACAGCAACCUGCGUCCAACAACAGUCAUUCUACCGCCAAUGGGAACGCAGGUGGGAACGGCGAUCGAGAGGGCUUGUCACGAGACAGUAAGGAAAGGUCCUCGAAGAGGAGUGUGAAAAGCGUGAAAGAAAAAGAUGGUUGUAAGGAGAAUGUCGACACGGAGAAGCGAGAAAAGAAAGUCCUGCAUAGAAUAGAGAAGAUCGAGAGGACGGAGAAGGUGGAAGUUCAAGAAAAGCCUAUCGGCAAGGAGGCACUGGCCAAUGAGAGAUCGUUGGACAGUCCUCUGGAGAAGCAGUCAGAAAAGGAAUUUUCAGGGCUAAAGGAGGCGAAGGAGAAGGAGAAAGUUAAAAGGGCAGUGUCCGAACCAUCUCUCGUAUCUCGUGAGUCAACGUCCACGCCUAGUGGCCGAGAGAAACACAGACAUCGAAGAACCAAACGGUCCCACAAGCCCAGACCUCCGAGCAGAUUUGGCUACGAAAUCGCCGAUCUUGAUGCGUAUCUCACCAAAGCCUCUAUAGAGAAACCUGCCAAUAUUCCCGUGGUCCUCUCGUUUCCAUCUGUCCUGUACCAGACUCAAGGUGGUACUCAAGACGAGAUGGCUCUCCCUCUUGGAACAGUGGUGAAUGCUGUAUUCAAGAACCAAACCUGGCUAUACGUUCAAACUCCACACGGCCAGGAAGGAUACGUCGGGUACGCAGCUUGUCUACCAUUGGGGAUAUUACCGCAACCAACCAGAGGACCAUGUUGGGAGGACUCGACAGACGUAUUUCCUCGUCCCUUAGGUAACAUGACUGAUACGGAAAAGCUCAGAGAUACAAGAUCAGAGUGCGGAGCUCGAGGUAGAAAUCCAAGGGUAAAACGAGGUUCUAGAGAUGCAGUAUCAGCCUGCGGAGAACGCAGUGUCGACAGAUUGUACCUCAGGGCCGCGGCGAACGCUAGAACCAAAGGAUCUCGACAUACUUUACUCGUCAUACGUAGUGAUUAUGAGGGUCAAGGUGGGAACGCUUUGAGCGUCUCCAAGGGUGACGUUGUUGCACUACUUAGCGAUCACGUCAGUGAUUGGUUCUGGGUCCGUUCGCGAGACGGCAGAGAGGGCUUUAUCCCUGCGGUGAUAGCAGGUCAUGGUUUCCUAUGACUCUUACGUUGCUGUUGUUUGUCUAAAAUUAGUUGCUCGUUCAAUACCAUUCGAAAAUAAAUUAUCAUUGUAUU